GUAUUCCUGAAGGGAGGUUGUGGUAAACAAACUCUGGGUCAAUCUGUAAAUUCCGAGUUAAGUUCCCAAAGAGGGAAAACUCCGGGUAUCCAGGACAGCUGAUCGCAAUGAGCUCCAUGGACUCGGAGUUGGUUGAUCCGGAGGUGAUCGCUGGUAGCAGCGCUGCAGCGGCUCAACCUGCUGAUGCUCACGGCAACCUCUCCAAAAAGAGAUCCAGCUACUUCACUCCUCUGGAGCUGCGGCUCCUCCUUCAACUUUAUGAGGAGCAUGCUCAUAUAUUUCGGAAGAAGAGCAACAAAGCAGUAGACGCUAAAGCCAGACAGGCUGCAUGGAAGCACAUCGCUGCCCGAGUCAAUGCGUGUAAUUCAUCUGGAGAAAAACGGACUUGGAUGCAACUGAAAACGAAGUAUAAAAAUAUGAUUAAGAAAGUCAACAGAAAACGGUUCGAGGCUUAUAAGAUCGACGGCGAGCUACUGAUACCGCCCCUGACAGAGGAUGAGGGGCUGGCCAUCUGCCAGAACUCGCCCACAAUGGGUUCUGAAGGCCUCUCUGGACACAACUCACCUGAACCGGGCCCCAAUCAGAACACAGUUACAGAGGACGUUUUUUACAUCGUGGAGCCUCCAGCCACAGCUACAGCUGAGGAGGAUGCUCAGUCAAGUUGCAGCACCAAAAAGGAGGCAGAGGUUCCCCCUGAAAGAACAGCUGAUCGCCACCAGAAUGAGGUUCCUUCCAGCUCCACAGCAAAGCUUAACAAAUUACCAGUAAAUGAGUUAUACAGGCACCAUCUCCUUAAGACCAUUGAGAAAACGGAUAAAGAAAUGCUGUAUCUGGACCGCCAAAUCAGGAAAGCAGACCUAGAAAUUCUACUUCUGGAGCGCCAGUUAAAGGAGUAAAGAAGACCAAAUGACUAUAUAAUUUAUUUCUCUGUUAAAACUGUUUUGAGUCCUUCCAUCAGGGAUGUCUGCAGGGAGGUUAUUUGCAGCGUGACAAAGAUCUUGAUCUUCAUUGGUGGUGAGCCUGGAUCUAAGAGCUGGUCAUCUUCAGCCAAUCAGGACCAGGAACAAAGGACCACGCCCAAAAGCUGCCGCAGAAUUGGAGAGAUCCUUCAGUGACUGCUACAGACUACUACAUCCCUCGGUGCACAAAGGAACACUAUCAAAGAUCCUCCCAGCUGCCAUGCUGUUAGGUUGAACAUUUUUGCUAUUUGGUGUUUCUACAACCAUGCUGUUAUUUGAUGAUCUUUCAGUGAUGUUUUUCUAUCUAUUUUUCACAUUUUUUAUUUAAUUUGUUGUAGAAGGGCAGCUCUGCUUUUUCAAGAGUUCUCCUUCACUGUAAAGUGUUUCUUUUUGCCUUUGCUUUGCUACUGACGCACCUGGUGGACAAAAUUGUUGGUGGCCCUGGUUUAAGGAAAGAAAAAAACAUAAUUGUCAUGGGAAUAGCUUGAAUCUGACUAAAGUAAUAAUGAUAAUUUUAUAAAAAAAAAAUAGAUAAAUGAAGGUCAGACAUUAAUUUUUAACCAUGUUUCAACAGAAUGAUAAAAGAAAAUAAAAUAAACCCAUAAAACAGGCUAAGACAAAAAUUAUGGUACCCUAGGAUGAAUAUAUUCAGCCUAAUGCAACAACAUUUUCGUAUUCUUGUCAUACAUUUCUUAUUUUUUCUCCUACCCUAAGCCCUUACAAACACGCCACAUCAGAUUCAACAAACGUUAGUAACUUCAGUAAAUGAUCCUCAUGAAUGUGAUGCAGUCCACCUGUGUGAUUUACAUAAUCACCACCCAUAUAAUUCUAUAUAAGGCUGGACAAUAAGGCAGCAGAAUUAAAGGACCAGAAAAAGACAGGCGGUGAAGAACUGUAAAUGAUGUGGUUGCACUGUUACAAAAGUAAAAAAAGAAAAAUUAUAAUACAGAUGAAGUUCAAAAAAAAGAAAAAUGCUCCCCAACAUCCCUGCUGCAAGUGUAAUAACUAAUCUGUUAUCAGUGAAUAAAAAUUUCAUUUAUAAUUGCACAGUUGCAUAUUAAUAUAAUGAUGUAGCUUACUAAAAUUGGUUCUAGGUAAAACAAAUAUAGUAAUUUAAGGAAAAAUUUGAUUUGGAUAACAGCUGACUGAUUGCACAGGACUCCUACUCUAAGUACGGAGCUUUCGUAGGUAAAUUUGUUGGUAGCUGGGAGAUUAGAAAUCAGAGAAAAAUGGUGAUUGCGAUAUUUUCUCCUAAAUCACUCAUACAAAGGAUUUAGGAACAAAUUUCUUCUUUUCUAUUAUGGUGAAUUGCAACCAACUUUAAGGUGCAUACCGCCACCGACUGUACAGACGUGUGCAGAAACCCAGGCUCACUUCACCUACAUUCUAUUUUUUUAUUUUGUAUUAUAAGAAAUACGUUUUUGGUACGAACAAUUCUUAUGACCAAAGGGACAUUUUAAAUCUAGGUGUUUCCACUAAUUGGCAACACAGGUGUCUUCAAUCUUCUAAUCAGUCAG
Cyprinodon variegatus (sheepshead minnow) is the source of this 2476-nucleotide messenger RNA. RefSeq lists its product as uncharacterized. The transcript has 8 exons. Bases 108 to 896 code for a protein of 262 amino acids. Lineage: Eukaryota; Metazoa; Chordata; Actinopteri; Cyprinodontiformes; Cyprinodontidae. Gene Ontology annotation, cellular component: nucleus. The record is from RefSeq and is a predicted model, not a curated record.